Salpingoeca rosetta is the source of this 1308-nucleotide messenger RNA. RefSeq lists its product as uncharacterized. The record is from RefSeq and is a predicted model, not a curated record. NCBI's taxonomy places the organism in Eukaryota, Choanoflagellata, Craspedida, Salpingoecidae. The transcript has 8 exons. The coding region runs from base 1 to 1308 and encodes 435 amino acids.
AUGCUUGCCCUGGCUGUGGCUCGCUGUGGCCGUGCGCUGUGGUCGCACGCAUGCCUCCGCACCCCGGCCUCCCUCUCGUCCUUUCGUACACUCCCCACCUCCGCCGCUGCAUCCGCUGGAGCGGUGACAAAGGAUUCCACUGUGUCGCAGUUUGCGACUGUGCGCAUCAGCAGCUCCAUCCCCGUUCACGUUCAGAGCCUGGAGCCUGCGCGCAGGCCAAGCGCCCUCAAGGAAGAUGCUUCGGUGGACGACAGAACACGCGUGCACAUCGAGCUCAAGCCAGAUCGUAGCAUGCACGGUGGCUUGACACAGGACGACCUGUGCAUCGACCACGAGGGCGAGAAUCUCGUCGUGAAAUGUCAUCGCCAAGGCGCAACCCUCAAUGUCUGGGUUCCAUUUUCGUGUGGAGUGGAUGCUGAGCUGAAGGAGGCAGACGAAAGCAGCAGCCCUGCCGACUUGAUUGUGAGCAAGAUGGAGGGCGGUGCCAUCUCCUUCAAAACCGGCCGAGGCUCGUGUUUCCUGGCGGGUGUGAAGACAUCUGCUGUGAACGGCACUUCGGACGCCGGCAACCUCGUCAUCGACAGCUUGCUCGGGAAUGUGAGCUAUCAGAGCACGACUGGCAGUGUCUUUGUCCGUCGUGUGCAGAGCCAAGAAUUUGACGUUGAGCUCGCGAGCGGAACUGCGUCUGUGGAGGCGCUGUAUUCGGAUGUGACGCGAGUUGCGACGGAGAGCGGGCACAUCAGUGUUGGCGACGCACACGGGCCGGGGUCCUAUCGCUCAGACACAGGCGACAUCACCCUCGGCACGGUGGAUGGCCCCAUGGAUGUGUGGACGCGAACUGGAAACGUGUUCAUGCAUGUCGCGCGCGCCGUCAACGGCACUGUCAACAGCGACUCAGGUAUUGACAACACUGAGCAGAUGAACCCGAGAGAGAGUGAGCGGUUGAAGUGGCCUGAGGUGCUGUAUUGCACGCGCCCCCACACGCGGCGGGGGGUGCACCCCAAUGACGCCACCGCCACCACCACCACCAGCAACGGCAGCAACGGCACGGGACGACCACUGGCAACAACAGCGCUGGAGCUCCGGCGCAAGAGCGGGGGGAAGCACGAUGGACGCCACGGCGAAAUUGAGCUGCAGGUUGGACGCGCCAUCACCGAGGACGUGCCGCACACGGGCACCAUCACCGUCACGCACGCGCCGGGGAAGCUGGCCGUGAGCUGCGAGUCGUACAUGCAGGCGGUGAUGGGCAAGCGCCGCAGCAUCAUCACAAAUAUGCGCGCAGCGUGGCCGCAGCCGUCACGCACGUGA